Messenger RNA from Merops nubicus (carmine bee-eater), 1510 nucleotides. RefSeq names its product N-myc proto-oncogene protein. The annotation marks the transcript as partial. Gene Ontology annotation, biological process: regulation of transcription by RNA polymerase II. Lineage: Eukaryota; Metazoa; Chordata; Aves; Coraciiformes; Meropidae. The record is from RefSeq and is a predicted model, not a curated record. Gene Ontology annotation, molecular function: DNA-binding transcription factor activity, RNA polymerase II-specific; protein dimerization activity; RNA polymerase II cis-regulatory region sequence-specific DNA binding. The transcript has a single exon.
AUGAUGAGGAGGAAGAGGAUGAAGAAGAAGAGAUAGACGUAGUGACAGUGGAGAAAAGACGCUCCUCCUCCAACAAGGCUGUCACCACCCUUACUAUUACAGUGCGUCCUAAAAAUGCCACUUUUCCAGCAGUCAGGACACAGCAGAACGAACUGAUUCUGAAACGUUGCGCACCGAUUCACCAGCAGCAUAAUUAUGCCGCUCCUUCUCCAUACAUGGAGAGUGAAGAUGCUCCACCACAGAAAAAGUUAAAAACCGAGGUUCCCCGUCCAGUAAAACCCACGAUCCAACCAAAGUCUAAGAGUUCCAGUCCUCGAAACUCCGAUUCAGAGGAUAGCGAACGUCGACGCAACCAUAAUAUCCUGGAGCGUCAACGGCGUAAUGAUCUGCGGUCAAGUUUCCUCACGUUAAGGGACCAUGUUCCAGAACUGGUUCAAAAUGAGAAAGCUGCAAAAGUUGUGAUCUUGAAAAAAGCCACUGAAUAUGUUCAUUCCCUUCAGGCAGAGGAGCAGAAGUUACUGCUAGAAAAGGAAAAAUUGCAAGCCAGACAACAACAGUUGCUAAAAAAAAUAGAAUACAAGCGGACUUGCUAAACUUUGGUUUGGUUUGGUUUUUUUUUUUUGGCUGACCAGGACAGUCAUUGCCACUUUGCACAUUUUUGAUUCUUUAAAAAAAAAAUUGUGUUUUUUGACGUUAAGAAUGUUGGUUUUACUUUCAAUCCAGUCCCUGAAGUAAUCUACAAACUAUAUUAUCCGGGUACGGAGCAAAUGGAUGUUCUUGCAAGGAGUUUAUUGCAAGACUACCAAACAACAAUGGACUGCCUUUGUUUUUCUUUUUAAGAACUGUAGAUGGUGGGGAUUUUUUUUUUUUAAAUUGUUGUGAGCAUUUGGAGCUGCUGAUGACAUCGAGUUGAGUUUUAAAAGUUCAUUCCUAAGUUUUAUGGUGCUUAUGUUCUAACAGAUGUUACUUUAGGGGUUGGCGUUUUGUACCCCUGUGGGAAUUUUCUGUAAAUACCAUCUACACACUUGCCUUUUGUACAUGUCUUGGGUUAUGAGAGGUGGCUUUUGCUACCAGUAUUAGACUGGAAGUUCAUGCCUAAGUACUGUAAUACCUCAAUGUUUGAGGAGCAUGUUUUUGUAUACAAAUAUAUUGUUAAUCUCUGUUAUGUACUGUACUAAUUCUUACAUUGCCUGUAUACUUUAGUAUGAUGCUGAUACAUAACUAAAUUUGAUACUUAUAUUUUCGUAUGAAAAUGAGUUGUGAAAGUUUUGAGUAGAUAUUACUUUAUCACUUUUUUGAACUAAGAAACUUUUGUAAAGAAAUUUACUAUAUAUGCCUUUUCCUAGCCUGUUUCUUCCAGUUAAUGUAUUUGUUAAUGUUUGGUGCAUAGAACUGGGUUACUGCAAAGUUCUGUGUUUAAUUUCUUCCAACGAUGUACAUUUAGUGCUGCGUCUUAUAGCACUUUGAAAUACCUCAUGUUUAUGAAAAUAAAUAGCAAUUACAUGAUGUG